This is a messenger RNA of Blastomyces dermatitidis ER-3, 949 nucleotides long. RefSeq lists its product as uncharacterized. The transcript is spliced from 3 exons. The record is from RefSeq and is a predicted model, not a curated record. The coding region runs from base 1 to 681 and encodes 226 amino acids. NCBI's taxonomy places the organism in Eukaryota, Fungi, Ascomycota, Eurotiomycetes, Onygenales, Ajellomycetaceae.
AUGUCGAAUCCAACAAGAGGCAUAUUUAGCGCCGCGAGCUCCCCCAGAGGUUGUGGACGCAGACGCGGACACGGAGGUGGACUCCGGGGUGUGAGAGGUUUUGCUGGGCAACCUACUCGAGGUCGCGGUCGAGGCCGGGAAAUCGUUGCAGACGGACGUGCGAACGAACGCGCACAACUACGAGCUAUCUCCCAUGAAACGAAAGCAGUCAUCCCGGACCAGAAAUGGUGCCCCAAGUUCAGCGGGACUAAAAUUCAGGUCCUCGAUGCGGAUACCUUUGAUGCCGGCAUCCGACUACUCAGUGACAGCAACGGUGAUAAUAACCAGUCGGGCUCCCCAGUGACAGAUGUCACCGUCUUGAACAUGGCUGGUGAUUUUGUUCCAGGCGGCGGUUGGCUCAGCGGCGCCCGAGCACAGGAAGAAGCAUUAUGCAGACGCAGCACGCUCACCGCAUCCCUUAAACGAUAUUUCUACCCAACACCUUCUAGUGCCGUGAUCUACAGCCCGGCCGUCAUUGUAUUCAGAAACAAUUUAAAGGAUGGCCAUGGUUUGAUGGAUUUUUUGCAAAUCCCAACGAUCGCGAUCGCACCAAGGAGAAGAUGCGCGUUAUUCUUCGACUCUCUGCGUGGAAGAGGUAUCGGAAAUUGGUUUUGGGUGCGCUUGGGUGUGUGGCGCCUUUAGAAACCCCCCCGAGGAGGUUGCCAACUGUGGGGCAGAGGUAUUUUCGGAGCCUGAGUUCCGCGGGGGUUGGUGGGAGAAGGUAGUGUUUGCUGUGAUAGAUGAGACGGGCUUAGGAGAGCAGGGGCAUGGGAAUGUUGGGAUAUUUUUCCGAAGGUUGGAUGGGAUUGAGAUAUGAUAUGAGUUUCACCUACUCAUAUGUUCCUGUUUUUGUAUUUAUGGCCUAACUUACCUCUGGACUGCAGCAUGGCAAUACAUUACGGAUUUCAAG